AUGCCGCAGUUUAAGAAGGAAGGACUUACCAAUGCGGGCAUUUGGAAACCGAUUAAAUUCUCAAACUGGGCAUCUCCUAUAGUCCUAGCGCAAAAAGCAGAUGGGUCUAUACGAAUUUGUGGGGAUUUCAAGCAAGUAGUUAACGCGCAAAUCGAUAUCGAGCGGUUCCCGUUGCCAACACGGGAAGCCUUGUUUCAUGCUAUUCGCCACGGUAAGCAAUUUUCGAAAAUUGACCUUAAGGACGCGUAUCUUCAGAUGGAACUCGACGAUGACUCGAAAACCAUAAUGGUUGUCAACACGCCGCUGGGCCUAUUCCAAUAUCAACGCCUACCCUAUGGAAUAGCUAGCGCCCCAGGAUGUGGUAAUUAUCUGGACGACAUCAUAAUAACCGCGUCAACCUUCGAUGAACACAUACAGCGCCUCGAGUUUGUACUACAAAUUCUGCAAAACAGUGGCAUCAAGUGCAAAAAAGAAAAGUGCUCGUUCCUGCAAGAUACAAUUGAAUAUCUUGGGCGCCAAGUGAGUGCUAAGGGCAUACUACCCGACGGAAGUGGUCUGAUAGCGCUGGCGGCCCCAAUAAACAUGCUGCGCCGUAAAAAGGUUAGUUUUAGUUUGGGACGAGCGCAACAGAAGGCAUUCUUAGCGCUUAAAUCACACAUACUCAACGCAGCACAACUAGCGCAUUUCGAUGACUAG
Rhagoletis pomonella (apple maggot) is the source of this 696-nucleotide messenger RNA. RefSeq lists its product as uncharacterized. The transcript has 3 exons. The record is from RefSeq and is a predicted model, not a curated record. The coding region runs from base 1 to 696 and encodes 231 amino acids. NCBI's taxonomy places the organism in Eukaryota, Metazoa, Arthropoda, Insecta, Diptera, Tephritidae.